AGAAAAGAAAUAAAAUUGAAAUAAACGUGUAGAGCCAUUGUUUGUAACGUGAGUGAGACGAAGAUGGGGACGGAGCGUCCAUCCAAGAGUUGGAGCAUCCAUACCCGAUCGGAGAUCAUCGCCAACUACCAAGUCAUGGAACGCAUCGGCUCCGGCGCAUACGCCGACGUCUACCGCGGCCGUCGUCUCUCCGACGACCUAACCGUCGCUCUCAAGGAAAUCCACGACUACCAGUCCGCUUUCCGAGAAAUCGAAGCGUUGCAGAUGCUUCAAGGCUCUCAGAACGUUAUCGUCAUGCACGAGUACUUCUGGCGCGAAGAUGAAGACGCGGUUCUCGUUCUUGAGUAUCUUACCACUGAUUUGACUACGGUUAUUUCCAAUGCUUCUAAGGAAGGUGCUUCGCUUCCUGUUGGUGAGAUGAAACGGUGGAUGAUUCAGAUUCUUUCUGGUCUUGAUGCUUGUCACCGGAAUAUGAUUGUUCAUCGUGAUUUGAAGCCUUCUAAUCUGUUGAUUUCGGAUAGCGGUGUUCUUAAAUUGGCUGAUUUUGGACAGGCAAGGAUACUCACAGAACCUGGAUUUGAUGCUUUUGAAGGGAAUCCACCACCGAGCGAGCAUGAUGGUUCUAAUCAUGAAAGUUCACUUCAUCAUCCUGAAGUUUUUCCUCUCACCGACAACUUAAAUCAAUUUGGAUGUGGAAAUCAAGAGCAGGGAAGCAGUCAUAAUGAGUAUUUUAGUGUUUUAGACGAGCUGAAAACGAAGAGUUCUGUGGAAGACACUGAAAAGGAUACAAGCAUUCCAGACGGAAAUACUUCUUGUCUUGCAACGUGCACAACAAGUGAUAUGGAUAAUGAUCCUAUGAGAACUUCUUUUAGUUAUGAAGCAAUGGAGCAGGAAGAUAAAGAACAUGGUGGUUUCACAUCAUGUGUUGGAACUCGUUGGUUCCGGGCUCCGGAGUUGCUUUAUGGAUCCAUAAACUAUGGUUUAGAAAUUGAUCUCUGGUCACUUGGCUGUAUUUUUGCGGAACUCAUGACUCUGAAACCCUUGUUUCCUGGAACGGCUGAUAUUGACCAGCUCAGCAAAAUUAUUAAUGUUUUGGGCAACCUUGACGAGAGAGCUUGGCCUGGCUGCUCAGAACUUCCUGAUUACAGAAUAAUCUCGUUUAGCAAGGUAGAAAACCCUCCUGGUGUUGAAGCCUGCCUGCCCAACCGCUCAGCCGAUGAAGUAUCUCUUGUCAAAAACCUGGUUUGUUAUGAUCCGUCUAGGAGGGCUACAACAAUGGAGCUACUCCAGGACAAGUACUUUAACGAAGAACCUCUUCCUGUUCCCAUUUCUGAGUUGCGAGUUCCUCUGACUAGAAAUACUGAAGAUGAGGAUUCUAUUGGUGGGUGGCAGGAUUACAAUGACAUGGGUUCUGAUUCUGAUUUCGAUGACUUUGGCCCUAUGAAUUUCACCAGAACUGACAAUGGUUUCUCCAUACAGUUUCCUUGAACUUGAUGAAUUUCAGGUACACCAUAUUCUUGGAAUCGCUGUUUCGUUUGUGUUGUUUAACUUAUAUUUUCUCACGGAACAUCAUCUGAUGUUUCCAUUUGUGCUGCUCAACUUAUAUUAUAUUCGCAUCUUGUGGAGAGUCUGAUGUUUCCAUAUGUGUUUCUCGGCUUACAUUUUACUCGCGGAACAUCAUGUGGAAAGUCUGCAGUGAUGAGACUAUUUGUAAGGAAAUCUAUUUUUCUGUUAUGACAUGUGUUGUGAAUUAUAGUAUAAUCAGUGUAAAGCAAGCAGCAUGAUGAUGGAUUGUAUGUUAGUGUUACAAUGAUAUAUGUUGUUGAUGUAGUACAGCAUUUUUUGAACACUGAACUUUUAACGAGUGGAAUAAACUCCUACCUUUAUGGUUUAAA
Vicia villosa (hairy vetch) is the source of this 1895-nucleotide messenger RNA. Its product is annotated as cyclin-dependent kinase F-1. The record is from RefSeq and is a predicted model, not a curated record. Lineage: Eukaryota; Viridiplantae; Streptophyta; Magnoliopsida; Fabales; Fabaceae. Gene Ontology annotation, biological process: protein phosphorylation. The transcript has 2 exons. Gene Ontology annotation, molecular function: ATP binding. The coding region runs from base 64 to 1488 and encodes 474 amino acids. Gene Ontology annotation, cellular component: nucleus.